This is a messenger RNA of Musa acuminata AAA Group (dessert banana), 1012 nucleotides long. RefSeq names its product protein CASPARIAN STRIP INTEGRITY FACTOR 1-like. The coding region runs from base 385 to 735 and encodes 116 amino acids. The transcript has 3 exons. Lineage: Eukaryota; Viridiplantae; Streptophyta; Magnoliopsida; Zingiberales; Musaceae. The record is from RefSeq and is a predicted model, not a curated record.
CCCAGUAGCACCACCACUGCUUUAUUCUUCAAGCAGCCGGUUCUCUGAAAACAAUGCUUAUUCUAUGGUGGUUGAUGGCUUAAAUCUCAAGCAUGCUGCGGUGUUGCCAUCUCGAUGACUUGCACGCGCUGAAGUCAGUCUCGGAGAGAGAGAGAGAGAGAGAGAGAGAGUCGCUUAUGGCUACUAUCUAAGCUCCUAAUGCUCCAUGGAGAAAGUACUGUCUCUCCACUUUUUCUACGUUUAACUUAAAACUGAGAGUCCAGUGGGAUUCGCCUUGUCACGUUUAAAGAAUUGACUCUCCAACGCACCCGAUCUCUCACCCGUUCUUCGCCAACCAACGCUGCUGGUUGCAUUCCAUUCCGAAGCCUCGCUUCUUAUCUAUCUAUGCGCUCGGAGAAGGAGGAGAAGGAGAAGAAGGAAAGGAAGAAUUUGCGACGGAGUUCAGGGAAGUUUUCCAUCAUGGUCUUCGUGGCUCCCAAGAAGCUCACUGUCCUCCUAAUUAUCGUCUUGGCUUCACUUCCAUCCAUUGCAUUGGCAGGGCGGCAAACAAGGAUUUUUGGUAAAUACGCAGCACCAGCGGGGUCCACGAUGAAGGAUUUAUCCAAGCAUGGGUUGCACCAGCAACAAAUCUCCAUUGUUCAUUACAGGAUUCUCAAAGUCAAUACAAAAGACUACGGAAGCUACGAUCCUUCUCCAUCUCUUUCCAAGCCUCCUUUCAAGCUCAUACCCAACUGAUCUAAUCGAAGUUGCUUGGUCUUGGGGAACAACACUUGGUUACUUCGAGCUAAUGCUUUCAUUAUAUGUGAUCUAUAGUUAAGUACUGUUUGGUUCCUAAGAUAUGUAUCGGAAGUUACUGUCUUGAGAUACAAAUUUAUGCUCAUGUCCCUUCCGUUUCCAUGUGAAUAUGUCAUGUGUGAUGAAGCAAAAUGUAUUAGAUGCUACAAUGGAUGAUCUAAGUUACCCACACAUUAUUCUUACAAUAAACCUCUUUGCUUUACAUGUACUUGGAUUA